AUGCUCUUCAUCCUAGCAGUGCUCGCAACUUCUUAUAUAACGGCUAUCGAUACCAUGAUGAUAGCCGAGUUAAAGGCUCCUUCAAUCCCUGAAUAUGCCAAACAUUUGACAGGGCAGGCACUAAUCGACUACGUGAACGACAACCAGCCCUUCUUUAGGGCAGAUAUACCGACAAUGUCUUACAAGCAAUUCAAAUCCCGCUUAAUGGAUUCAAAGUACCUGAAAGAAGACAAGGAAGCCCAGAUGACAAAAGAGAUCUUUUUUGAUGAACAGAUUCCAGAGAGCUUCGAUGCACGAGAGAAAUGGCCAGAUUGUGAAUCCAUCAAGAUUAUCCGCGAUCAAGCCAACUGUGGAUCUUGCUGGGCUGUCUCCGCAGCUUCGGCCAUGUCUGAUAGAGUGUGCAUCCAAACAAAAGGCGCAAAUCAGACACUCAUCUCCGACGCUGACAUCCUUGCGUGCUGCGGUAUGUUCUGUGGAUAUGGGUGCGUUUUCCUUCAUUAG
Strongylus vulgaris is the source of this 501-nucleotide messenger RNA. The record is from the annotation of a GenBank genome assembly. NCBI's taxonomy places the organism in Eukaryota, Metazoa, Nematoda, Chromadorea, Rhabditida, Strongylidae.